Molecule: messenger RNA, 2627 nt
Organism: Sorghum bicolor (sorghum)
Lineage: Eukaryota; Viridiplantae; Streptophyta; Magnoliopsida; Poales; Poaceae
Product: ALA-interacting subunit 5
Exons: 13
Coding region: 159-1184 (341 amino acids)
Cellular component (GO): endoplasmic reticulum; plasma membrane; Golgi apparatus
Source: RefSeq, a predicted model, not a curated record
UGAUGCCUUCCCUCCUUUUGAACUCUCCUGUCCUGUGAAGCUUUUCUGAAACUAACACAUAACCAUUUGUUUAGGUCUAAGUUUUUUGGGGUGGGCUCAGUUCUUGAAGUCUGCAGGACUGGUUCGUCGAGACACAGCUUCCUUCACCAACGACACCUAUGCUGCCGAUGAAUGUUGAUGCGGCCGUACCAAGCUCUUCACAGCAGGCUGGUCUAGCAGCCACCACAAAUAAGCGCAACAGGCCUCGGUACCAUCCAUUUACACAGCAGCAGCUUCCAGCAUGCCAUUUUAUACUUAAACCUCCGACUGCGAUUGCUGCAAUUGCGUUGGUGGGCAUAAUUUUUAUUCCGAUAGGUCUUGCCUGCAUGGCAGCCUCAAACAAGGUUGUUGAAGUGGUGGAUCAGUAUGAAACCGCAUGCAUACCGGAAAAGAUGCGCGACAACAAAGUUGCUUAUAUCCAGAAUCCUUCGACAGACAAGUCCUGCCCAAGAUUGCUGAAGGUUCAUGCGCAUAUGAAGGCGCCAAUUUACGUAUACUACAAACUCGACAAAUUCGACCAGAACCAUAGGAGGUAUGCAAGGAGCCGCAGCAUCAGCCAGCUUGGGUCCCCGAAGAUGGCCAAGGACACGAAGACCUGCAGCCCUGAAGCCACCGCGAAGGGAGGAGGCCCCAUCGUCCCCUGCGGUCUCGUCGCGUGGAGCCUGUUCAACGACACCUACGGCUUCGCCCGUCGCAACGAGACGCUGGCGGUGAACAGGCAGGGCAUCUCGUGGAGGAGUGACAGAGGCCACCUGUUCGGCGACCGUGUCUACCCAAGAAACUUCCAGGCCGGCGCUCUGGUCGGCGGCGGGACGCUUGAUCCGAACAAAUCCCUGAGUGAGCAGGAGGAUCUGAUGGUGUGGAUGCGAACGGCGGCGCUGCCGGCGUUCCGGAAGCUGUACGGGAGGAUCGAGGUGGACCUGCACGCCGGCGACGAGGUAGCGGUGACGGUGCAGAACAACUACAACACGUACAGCUUCGGCGGGAAGAAGGCGCUGGUGCUGUCCACCGCCGGCGUGCUGGGCGGCAAGAGCAGCUUCCUCGGCCGCGCGUACCUGGCCGGCGGCAUAGCAUGCCUCGCCCUGGCGCUGCUUCUCACGCUGCUCUUUCUCCUCCCGGUGCCAGCGCACGCGUCGUCGUCGUAGCAAGUCAGGUAGAGGCAGGCGUCGCUGCAAGUGCAAGGGCCACCAACCUUCUUCUCACCUUAAACUUGAGUUUGGCUUCAAAUGCUUUGCUAGUGUAAAUUUCAAAUAAAUAUGUACUAUGCUUUUGCGCGUCAUGUGUUGGAUAUUUUGGAUGAGACAGACUGCGUCGUCACAACUCACAAAAUAGAGUCGCUGAUGUUGACACUUGACAUGUUGUGGCGCACGAUUUCUCUCUGAACUUCCUAUUUACAUUUUUUUUUAAAAAAAACGAAAAUAGGUACUAUAACACGGCACGAGUCGAAUAAUAAGACACGCGCAGCGCACGCAGCACAAGGCUGAACGGCUGAAGGCCGCCUCAAGUGUCAGCAGAGCUCAUCUCUUCUGCAACUGCAUUUGUCUGUGGCACUCAGCUGCGCCUGCCGCCCAGCACAAUGGAGAGGGCCGCCUCGUUCCUCUCCUCGCUCCUCGGCGUCGCCGGCGGCGAUUCCGGGGCACCGGCGGCAACGGUGAAGUCCGUCCUCGUGUACCCCAUCAAGUCCUGCAGGGGGAUCUCCGUGGCCCAAGCCCCAAUCACCGCCACGGGGUUCAGGUGGGAUCGCCAGUGGAUGCUCGUCAACUCCAAAGGGAGAGCGUACACGCAGAGGGUGGAGCCCAAGCUUGCUCUGGUUGAGGUCCAGAUGCCGCCGGAGGCCUUUGCCGAGGACUGGCAGCCCACGCCGGACGACCACAUGGUUAUCAGAGCACCUGGAAUGGAACCGUUGAAGAUCCCUCUUUGUGUGGAAUGCGCCACAAUCAAUGAUGUUUCUGUGUGGGAGUGGGCUGGCUCUGCGUAUGAUGAAGGAGCUGAAGCAGCCGAAUGGUUUUCCACUUUUUUGGGGUGCCCAACUCGACUGGUGCGCUUUAACGAAGGGCUCAUUGGAUGCACUAAAUGAGAUACUCAAAGAGCCUAUACCAAUUAACCGCUUCAGACCAAAUAUUUUAGUGGAGGGGUGCCACCCAUAUGCAGAGGAUAUGUGGAAAUCAGUAAAGAUAAACAAGUUAACAUUUCAAGGCGUGAAGUUAUGUGGCCGUUGCAAGGUGCCUACAAUUAAUCAAGACACUGGAAUACCUAGCCCUGCUGAACCAACUGAAACUUUGCAGACAUAUCGGUCUGGUGAAGUGCUGCUUCCUAGCCACAAAAACAAACGGCAGGUGUACUUUGGGCAAAAUGCGGUCUGCAGUGAAUCCCUGUCACUGAAUAGCAAAGGAAGGAUCGUCAAGGUCGGUGAUCCACUUUAUGUUACACAGUCGUUCUCUUCGUCUGAUGAAGUGCCAGCCUGAGUGACUGAAUCAGGGCCUAUGUAACAGCCACUUGUUCUAUGUGUGUUUUUGAACAUACCACUUGUUCUAUGUUGAGCGUGCAAAAGGCAAAGAACUGGUUUGUUGGGAAGUUGUUGGUAUUAA